Messenger RNA from Humulus lupulus (European hop), 642 nucleotides. RefSeq names its product endo-1,3;1,4-beta-D-glucanase-like. Lineage: Eukaryota; Viridiplantae; Streptophyta; Magnoliopsida; Rosales; Cannabaceae. The transcript has 6 exons. Bases 1 to 642 code for a protein of 213 amino acids. The record is from RefSeq and is a predicted model, not a curated record. Gene Ontology annotation, molecular function: hydrolase activity.
AUGGCCAAGCCAAAUUGUUUAGCAAAUGUUCAAAGCUUGUUCUUCCUCUUAAAGAAAAAAAUAAAUCUGUUAUCUUCUUCUUCUUCUUCUGAAACUGAUAUAUUAACUAUACAGUGGAGCAGUGGAGCAGGACCUUUGUGUUGCUCAGACCCUCCAAUCCUUGAUCCACAUAGUGGAGCAGGCCAUGUCGAGAAACUUCUUCCCACCUAUGUCAUCGGUUCUCCCUACUCUAAGCAUGCUGCUGUUCUUAUUUCUGAUGUAUAUGGUAAUUUUAUCAUUAUUUUGAAAGUGGCCGACAAAGUCACAGCUGCUGGAUUCUUUGUCGCCGUUCCUGACUUCUUGAAGGGGGAUCCUUUUGUUCGUCCAGAUACUAAAAGGCCUAUGAGCGUUUGGAUUAAAGAUCAUAGCACAGAUGAGGGAUUUGAAUUUGCCAAAGUAGUGAUUCAGGAUUUGAAAAAUAGAGGCUAUUCUGCAAUAGGUGCUGCAGGCUUUUGUUGGGGUUCCAAGGCUGCAAUUCAACUAGCAAAGUGCAACUCUAUUAAGGCUGCUGCCCUCUUACAUCAAUCUUACGUCACUAUGGAUGACAUCAAAGGUUCAGAUCACUUCCAGGACUUGUCAACCAGACCCAAAGGGAUAUCAUAG